UAAGGAUUUUCAUAAUGACUUGCGACUCUUAUCAACUCUAUAUUACCCUAAACCUUCAAGGUGAGAAUAAUAGUCCACAGCAACAUGUCGAAACAAUUAGACAUUACAAGUGAGUAUAAAAAAACCGCAAAGCGGUUUUCUACGACAGAGUAUCUUCUGUUGGGUGCUGGACCCGUAAAUAUUUCCGAAAGAGUUGUUAAAGCUUUGUCGAGACAAUGUUUGAACCCUAUGGGGGCAGACAUGUUUCAGAUUCAAGACGAAAUAAAAGGCAUGUUGAGGUAUCUUUUCCAAACAAAAAAUAAUCUCACUCUUGUGAGUCAAACAUCAGGAAAUGGCGGAAAUGAAGCCAUUAUGGUUAAUCUUUUAGACCCCGGGGAUAGAGUAGUUAUAGCAAUAGGAGGUACUUGGGGCGAGAAAACAGUCGAUAUGGGACAAAGAUACAAUUUCGAUAUUCUCCCACUCAAGAAUAAUGCCGGCGAAAUUUUCACUCUACAAGAACUUGAAGAUGCAGUAGUACGACAAGCCAAAAUGUUAUUUGUGACUCAUGGAGAAUCCACAGGGGGAACUCUCCAACCUCUUGAAGGUCUUGGUGCUAUGUGUCACAAACAUGACUGCUUGCUUGCAGUCGAUGCUAUCGUUUCUAUUGCAGUAGAACCACUUUUUGUUGAUCGCUGGGAGAUUGAUGCUGUCAGUGCUGGUAGUCAGAAAGCUAUAGGUGCUCCUCCUGGUACUUGUAUGCUUAGUUUCAGUCCCAGGGCUGAGAAACGUAUGAGUGAGAUAAAGGUACCCCCUCCGUACUACUUGGAUAUGAGUAGAUUGGCAGUUUAUUGGAAGUGCACCCCUGGGCCACGACAGUACCAUUAUACAUUUUCCUCAAACUUACUAACUUCAGUACGAGAAGCUUUAGCUGAAAUUUGUGAAGAGGGUCUUGUCGAAGUUUGGGAGAGACAUGCAUCCACCACUAGACUUUUCUGGAAAAAACUUGAAGAAAUUGGUCUUAAACCAUUCGUAAAAAAUGUCAAGAAUCGGUUCGUAGGAGUCACUCCCGUGAUGCUACCUCCAGAAAUUGAUCAAAUGGAGUUUCUCAACUUUAUGCGGCAAAAGUACCAGAUAGAUAUCACUCCCGGCUAUGGCCCCACUUUGGGUAUAGCCAUCCGCAUCGGCUUCUUAGGCCAGAAUAGUAGACCCGAAAUGGUCGAAUACAUGGCAGAAGCGUUAAAAGCCGGUCUCAAGCACUUUAAGAAGUGAUAAAU
Molecule: messenger RNA, 1253 nt
Organism: Tribolium madens (black flour beetle)
Lineage: Eukaryota; Metazoa; Arthropoda; Insecta; Coleoptera; Tenebrionidae
Product: serine--pyruvate aminotransferase-like
Cellular component (GO): peroxisome
Molecular function (GO): L-serine:pyruvate transaminase activity; L-alanine:glyoxylate transaminase activity
Source: RefSeq, a predicted model, not a curated record